AUGGAUCCCCAGAAAUUGCCCGCAUACCCACCCCUUUCUGAUGUAGAACGCAUAAUACUCAAGGAAAAGCGCGGAAACUGUGUACCAGUGUACGUGGAAUUGCCAGGAGAUCUCUUGACGCCAUGUGUGGCAUAUCUGCGCAUAGCAAAGGACUCAAAGUAUAGCUUCCUUCUCGAGUCUGUGAUUGCGGGAGAAAAUAUUGCGCGGUAUAGCUUCGUUGGGGCAGAUCCUUUCAAGGUGGUGAAGACCGGACCUAAUGAAGAGAUUACUGGGGAUCCCAUGACAGCACUCCAAAAGGAACUCGGAGUAUACAAGUACGUGAAGCUCCCGGAGGUGCCUACUUUCACAGGUGGUGCGAUCUGCUAUAUUGGAUACGAUUGUAUCCAGCACUUCGAACCCAAGACUACUCGAGCGGUCAGCGACCCUCUCGGUAUCCCCGAGGCUAUCUUCAUGCUAGUUGACACUCUCAUCAUCUAUGACCACCUAUACCAAAAUGUGAAAGUCGUCUCGCACGUCUUUUGUCCGGGAAAUACAGGCAGUGUCAAUCUUUCAUUCAUCUACCAAACGGCAGUCGCGAAAGCACGCAGGCUAGCGAAGAUGGUUUUAAACUCUGCGACACCGGAGGUGCCCCAACCACUCAUCGUCCUUGGAUCCGAAGCUGUAUCGAAUGUCGGGAAGGAGGGUUACGAAGGAUUUGUCACCAAGCUGAAGCAGCAUAUUGUCGCAGGCGAUAUCAUUCAGGCCGUGCCAUCCCAACGACUGUCACGGCCAACAUCCCUACAUCCAUUCAACGCCUACCGACACUUGCGACGGGUGAAUCCCAGCCCGUACAUGUUUUACCUAGAUUGUGGUUCAGUGCAGCUGGUGGGAGCAAGUCCCGAAACGCUAUGCAAAGUCGAGCAAGACAAGGUUUUCAACCAUGCUAUCGCAGGUACGAUACGGAGGGGCAAAUCCCGACAAGAGGACGAACAACUGGGCGCCGAGCUUUUGUCCUCCGAAAAAGACCGAGCGGAACACAUCAUGCUAGUUGAUCUGGCACGGAAUGAUGUCAAUCGGGUUUGCCAGCCCAAGACUGUAAAAGUCGACCAUCUGAUGCGACUAGAGAAGUUCAGCCACGUAACUCAUCUGACUUCACAAGUGUCUGGGCAGCUUAGAGAGGGAAAAACGAGAUUUGAUGCUUUUAGAUCAAUUUUCCCGGCGGGAACUGUAUCGGGAGCUCCUAAAAUCAAGGCGAUCGAACUUAUAUACGAGUUAGAACAACAGCGUCGCGGCGUAUAUGCUGGUGCUGUGGGUCGAUUCGACUUUGCGGACGACGAAAUGGACACCUGUAUCGCCAUUCGCACUAUGACAUUCAAAGACGGCAUCGCAUAUUUACAGGCCGGUGGUGGUAUUGUAUUUGAUAGCGUCGAGGAGGAUGAAUAUAUAGAGACCAUCAAUAAGCUGAAAGGAAAUGUUCGGGCAUUGGAACAAGCUGAAAAAUAUUGGCAUGAAAUCCAGAUUGCGGCCGGAAUGACCGCAACACAGCAAUGA
Messenger RNA from Fibroporia radiculosa, 1530 nucleotides. RefSeq lists its product as uncharacterized. Gene Ontology annotation, molecular function: anthranilate synthase activity. Bases 1 to 1530 code for a protein of 509 amino acids. The transcript is spliced from 6 exons. Lineage: Eukaryota; Fungi; Basidiomycota; Agaricomycetes; Polyporales; Fibroporiaceae. Gene Ontology annotation, biological process: L-tryptophan biosynthetic process. The record is from RefSeq and is a predicted model, not a curated record.